Molecule: messenger RNA, 2248 nt
Organism: Thrips palmi
Lineage: Eukaryota; Metazoa; Arthropoda; Insecta; Thysanoptera; Thripidae
Product: ATP-binding cassette sub-family G member 5
Exons: 10
Coding region: 126-2150 (674 amino acids)
Cellular component (GO): plasma membrane
Molecular function (GO): ABC-type transporter activity; ATP hydrolysis activity; ATP binding
Source: RefSeq, a predicted model, not a curated record
GUCUCCGCAAGCAGGACCGCGUCGGCCAGGACUCCACCGCGAAGCCCUUCUCGGCGUCCGCGGCGGUGCGCCACGCCGCCACAGGUAACCAAGGGGAGGAGGCCGCGGCCACCUUGACCGUCACCAUGGUGACCAACGAGAUCUCCCUGGAGCUCUGCAACGUCUUCCACACCGGCCAGGUGGAGCCGGGGACGUGCGUGCAGCGGCUCCUGGGCAGCGUCAAGACCGGCGUCAUCCUCAAGGAUGUGUCCCUCGAGGUGCACGGCGGGGAGGUGCUCGCCAUCCUCGGGUCCAAGGGCAGCGGCAAGCGCGCGCUCCUGGACGUGAUCGCGCGGCGUGAGCAGGGCCCCACGCGCGGCCAGAUCCUGCUCAACGGCAUGCCCAUGUCGCUGCGGCUGUUCCAGCAGAGCUGCGCCUACGUGAGCCACAAGUGCGACGUGCUGCCCGGGCUGACGGCGGAGCAGGCGCUGCACUACACGGCCAGCCUCACCAUCGGCUCCAGGGUGUCGCGCUACAUGAAGCACUCCCGCGUGAAGCAGGUGCUCGCCGACCUGGCGCUGACGCAGGUGGCGAACCGCACGCGCAGCCAGCUCACGCCCAGCGAGUACCGGCGCCUCACCAUCGGCCUGCAGCUCAUCCGCGACCCCGUGGUGCUGCUGCUGGACGAGCCCACCUGGGACCUGGACCCGCUCAACACUUACCUGGUCGUGUCCAUCCUGUCCAACCACGCGCGCAAGUACGGCCGCUGCGUGGUGCUCACCAUGGAGAAGCCCCGGUCCGACGUGUUCCCCUUCCUGGACCGCGUGGCCUACCUCUGCCUCGGCGACAUGGUGUACACCGGGCCCACCCGCUUCAUGCUGGACUACUUCCGCGGCAUCGGCUUCCCCUGCCCGGAGCUGGAGAACCCCCUCAUGUACUACCUGUGCCUAUCCACCGUCGACCGGCGCUCGCGGGACCGCUUCAUCGAGUCCAACCACCAGAUCGCGGCGCUGGUGGACAAGUUCAAGCUGGAGGGCACCCCGUUCAGGAAGUCGGCCUCCAGCGGGGCGGUGCUGGGGCUCGGCGACGGCCUCGGUGGCGUCGGCCUGGGCGGCACCCUCACCCUGUCCCCGGUGUCCGGGGUGUCCGGGUCCACGGUGGGCGCCACCAAGGUGCCCCUGUCGGCGUUCGGCCGCCCCUCCACGCCACGCGUCGCUCUGGCCCUCUACAUGAGGUGCCUAGCAAGCACGUUCAACCUGCAGGCCGGCUCGGUGACAAGGCUGGCCUCUCGUCUCCUCCUCCUCCCCCUGUAUUUUUGUGUACUCUGGCUAUUUUAUCAUGACAAGAAGGCUUUCCAGCAUACUUUCGUAACAAGCAGCGGUCUAAUUUUCAAUAUGCUUGCUGGGACUUAUUUCAUCUCAGUCAUUAACACUAUUUUCACAUUUCCAGCUCAUCGAAACAGAUACUACCAAGAGGCUCAAGAGGGCCUGUACUCGGGUCCCCUAUUUCUCCUGAGUUAUUUCUUGUUCUCGCUGCCAUUUUCUGUUCUAUCAGUGAUUGCUGGUUCCAGAGUGGCAUUUGAGAUGUCUGGUCUAACGGAUCCCUGGGACUGGGUGAAACUGGGAUGCAUAAUGUGGGGAUGCUACACUCUUGGUGAACAGCAAACUGUAGCCCUCCUCGUUGUGGUGAAGCACUCUUUUACUGCUGCUGUGGCCAGUAUAACACUUUGUGCCCUAGGCCUUGUGUUGUCCAGUGGUGUGUUGAGAUCAAUUCGUGGAUUGUCGGAGUGGCUGCUCUACAUAACAUAUGCUAGUCAAACCAGAUAUGCAGCCGCGUAUCUCCAUCGGCAAAUGUUUAGCCACUCUCAUUUCAGUGGUCUGGCAAGAGACGCUACAUCAAACUGUUCACUUGCUCCAGGCACAAUUCAAACCCAAGAGUCACUCUCUGCAGCAUCUGCUAGUUUUGGCUGCCGCUAUGCGGAUGGGUGGGCUUUCUUGGCUGAGAGGUUUGGUCGAGAAAAUGCAGAAGAUUCAGCCACACUCACAGCCUUUCUGGAGUUGGAUUUCAAUAUGGGUGUGACAUUUGCCUUUGCACUGGGUCUUACAGUGAUUAAUUGCCUUCUUUAUCUGGUGCCGCUACCAGCGUUUGUUAAGGCCAAAUUUCGUGAGUAAAGCCAAUCAGUACUCCUCUUAUUUAAUUUACAGUAUUAUAAAUUAUUGCUAUUAUGUGUACCUACAUAUUUAAAAUAAAUUUAUUGCUAGUGUUAAGA